Tetranychus urticae (two-spotted spider mite) is the source of this 1297-nucleotide messenger RNA. Its product is annotated as enoyl-[acyl-carrier-protein] reductase, mitochondrial. Gene Ontology annotation, cellular component: mitochondrion. Gene Ontology annotation, molecular function: oxidoreductase activity. Gene Ontology annotation, biological process: fatty acid metabolic process. The record is from RefSeq and is a predicted model, not a curated record. NCBI's taxonomy places the organism in Eukaryota, Metazoa, Arthropoda, Arachnida, Trombidiformes, Tetranychidae.
ACUCUUUGGGUAAAACUCACUAGGUUAACAUGUGAUUAGUGUUGUUUUUGCAUCUUUUAACAAUUAUUAUUAUUAGUUAUCAACCUGCCUAUUUCCCCGGUGAAAUGAUCAAGAAUAGUUUACGUUUGAUGGCUCAAUUGCGGACAAUCAAGACACCUCCAAUGGCAUUCAAUUCUACUUACGCUCUGAUGUAUAAAAAUUACGGUGAUCCAUUGGAAGUUGUUGAAAAAGUUGAUGUAACCAGUUCUGUUUCGUUAGACAAACCUUUAGAACCUAAUCAGGUAUUGAUUCAAUAUAUUGCUUCAACAAUAAAUCCAUCUGAUAUUAAUACUAUCCAAGGAACCUAUGCAAUCAAACCCAGUUUACCAGCUGUUGGGGGUAAUGAAGGUGUUGCCAAAGUCCUUAAGACAGGAUCACAAGUAACUAAUUUAAAGCCUGAAGAUUGGGUUAUACCUGCUAGACCUGGUUCAGGUACAUGGCGAACUCAUGCAAUAACAUCUGAAGGUGAUCUGAUGUUGAUAGACAAUGAAUUAGACUUGCCUGCUGCAGUUCAGUUGAAUGUUAAUCCACCUACUGCUUACAGGAUGCUCAAAGACUAUGGCAAUUUAAAACCCGGUGAUUGUGUUAUUCAAAAUGGUAGUAAUUCAGCUGUUGGUCUUCUAGUCAUUCAAUUAUGUAAAAUUUGGGGUUAUAAAACUAUUAAUGUUGUUCGGGCUCGACCAGAUCCUAAAGAGACGGAAAAACUGUUCAACUCAUUAAAAGAUUUAGGAGCCGAUCAUGUUGUAACUGAAGAUGAUUUAAGAAACCGCGAGGUGAUGGAUAAAAUUUGGUCAAGUGGAACUCCUAAACCAAUCCUUGCUCUUAAUUGCAUCAGCGGGGAAAAUGCUACCAACUGUUUCCGUUAUUUGGGUGACAAUGGAGUAAUGGUGACUUAUGGUGCAAUGUCCAAAAAACCACUAACCCUUCCAGCAGGUCCAUUUAUUUUUAAACAUCUUAUAAGUACUGGAUUUUGGGUUACAAAGUGGAAGAAAGAACAUGCUGGUAAACCUGAAUAUACAGAAAUGACACAAAAUUUAGUCAAUCUUUUCAAAGAAGGAAAAUUACAAGCACCGAAGGUGAUACCUUUCAAGUUUGAAGAUUACAAAGAAGCUAUACGGAAAGCUACUGCACCUUACGUCGAAGGAAAAGUCAUUCUUACACCUUGAAAUGUGAUAAAAUAGAGGUUUCUGAAAAUUUAUGUUUUUAUGUUCUAUACCAAUAAUAUUAGAUGUUAAUUAAUAAAUUUUUAACUAGGAAA